GUCAGUCAGACAUCAGACAGACAGACACAGAACACUCCAUUGUUCCAGGAUCAUCUUCAUCAAACCCAUCAUCAUCACCAAGAGAUUGUGAUUGAUACAGUAUGUCAGGCACACAGACCACUCUGGUUGCCCUGCUGUGGCUGUGGGGAGUGUGGCUUUCCCCUGUCCUGUCCUCGUGCACCACGGGCCGGCCAGCAGAGUGCAAGGCUGCCCUGUCAGCUCCCGGUACCAAUCUGGCUGGCGAGGGUUUCGACAUCGUCACCAUGGAACGCAAGCAGGCCUAUGUCAUCGACGUGGACAACUGGAGGAAGACUGAUAACGGGACCUGUACACUCUGUGUUAACCCUUUCAUGGAAGGCCAGACUCAGAGGCUGCCUGUGGCUGUGGUGGACUGGCGUCCCAUGCAGAAGUGCCACAUGAAGUUAGCCAGCAUGGUCUACGACUCCAGCGAGGCGUUUGUGAGCAGCAGCCAGACAGAGGUAGAUGUCAGUUGGAAGAUUGGUCUGGACAUUGUGACCCCCCAGGCUAAGGGGUCGGUCAUGGUGGGGGGUACCCACUCCAAAGCUGCCAUGACUGUCAUGAGCCAGUCGAAGAAGGACAAGUACAGCUUCAUCAAACAGGAUAUACACUGCUCUUAUUACAGUUACCGCCUGCUAGAGGACCCUCCCCUGCACCCUGAGUUCUCUCGCUCCCUGAACCUCCUGCCCCCCCUUUACACCACCCAGACCAAGGUUGACUACAGACAUUUUCUUGGCAAUUUUGGCACCCACUUCAUCAAGAAGGUUCACCUGGGGGGGCGGGUGAAGAGCGUGACCUCCCUGCGCGUGUGUCAGGCAUCCCUGAGUGGCUACAACGAGAACGAGGUCAAGGACUGCCUUGAGGUCGAGGCCUCCGUCGCCACCCAUACCGGAUCAGCCGAAUUGAAGCCAGAGGCCAAGUUCUGCAAGACGGACCUUAAGAAACGUGACACCAAGGACAGCUUCAGCAGCACCUUCCACGAGAGGUUUACCGAGGUGGUGGGGGGACAGACGGACGGGACGACCGACCUGCUCUUCUCCAAAACGGGUGGAAACGCCAAGGCCUUCGCUGAUUGGGCGAGCAGCCUGAAGACCAUCCCUGACGUCAUCAACUACUCCCUCAACCCCCUCCACUUAUUGGUGAAGCAUGCCAAGAAGAGGGCGGGGCUGAAGAAGGCUGUGGAGGACUACAUCCUGGAACACUCUCUUGUCAAGCACUGCUCUGGGAAGUGCAAGGGAGGCUCCAGAUCCAGUGCCCACGACUCAUGCGAGUGUGUGUGCCAGCCCAGCAAGGAGAUGACCAGCCAGUGCUGCCCGCAGGAGAAGGGCCUGGCCCACCUUACAGUCACCGUGAAGAAAGCCACUGGCCUCUGGGGGGACGUCUUCUCCGAGACCGACGGCUUCGUCAAGGUGUUCAUGGACAAAAACGGCAAGCAGACCAAUGUCAUCUACAACAACAACAACCCCGCCUGGAACAAAGACUUCGACUUCGGUACCGUCAAACUCUCCCUGGCCAGCGAGCUAAAGUUUGCUGUAUACGAUGAAGACAAACACUGGUACAAGUGGUCAAACGACCUCCUGGGGGAGUGCAUUAUCCGGCCCAUUAAUGUGGGGUUUCAAAAGGACAUGUGUCCCAUGAAUCAUGGCAGCCUGUACUACUCCUACAAGGUUGACUGUACCCCAGGACUUGGGGGCUCCACCUGUGGGGAGUAUGUCCCCUCUGGGAUGAACUCUGACCUCUCUGACCUCUACACCUCCCGCAACGCCCUCAACAUGACCCAGGAUCUGCUGGCUCACAUCCGGAUGGGCCGGCCCCUAGGAGACCCCCUGGCUUUCGUGGAUAAGCAGAAGGCUAAUGGUCACCCUUACGGAAAAAAACACAAAUAAUGGUCAUCCUCGUCUCCCUGCUGUCAGUGAGCUGUGAUCAAAACCGCUAUGCUAUGCACUAUAAAACCUUAGCCUGGCCUAUUUAACCUAUAGGCAUACCAUUUCUAACCUAUUGUUCUGAACCAGAAAGCACUUUACUUUGGUAAAAAAAUAAGAAAAUCAUCAACAAAAACAUCCAAAGUACUGUAUAUCCUAUGUAUUUCUGAAGGUAAUGGUUUAUUUUGAUUUUAGUAUGUUUAUUUGACAGGGACCAUGCACAAUUACAACAUGAAAUAUCAUUCAUUAAACUUGACCUUUAUGUUUUCAUUCUCUCAUGACUGUGCCAUGUUGUUUGUGCUACCGCUGCAAUAAAAGCAACUUGAUUUGAAAUAUUCA
Coregonus clupeaformis (lake whitefish) is the source of this 2279-nucleotide messenger RNA. Its product is annotated as perforin-1-like. The record is from RefSeq and is a predicted model, not a curated record. Bases 102 to 1904 code for a protein of 600 amino acids. Gene Ontology annotation, biological process: immune response; leukocyte mediated cytotoxicity. NCBI's taxonomy places the organism in Eukaryota, Metazoa, Chordata, Actinopteri, Salmoniformes, Salmonidae. Gene Ontology annotation, cellular component: membrane attack complex. Gene Ontology annotation, molecular function: pore-forming activity; calcium ion binding. The transcript has 7 exons.